Messenger RNA from Cuscuta campestris, 3362 nucleotides. The record is from the annotation of a GenBank genome assembly. Lineage: Eukaryota; Viridiplantae; Streptophyta; Magnoliopsida; Solanales; Convolvulaceae.
CACUAAAACAAUGCCCCUUUCUUUUUCUAGCACUAGUGUUAGGAAGUCAAAUGUUUUAAUGUCGCAGGAGUAUUGAAAAGACUAAAAUGACCUUCAUUUUUUUUCGUAGAUCUAAAAACCGCGCAGCCUCUUUCCAUUCAAGACGUUCGGAUCCCUAAAGUCACGGCAUUUCCUUCGAAGGUCUCUUCUUGUAGAAGGUAAUUCACCUUGAAUUUUGGAAGGAAAUAGGAUGCGGCUGUCAAGUGCGUGUUUAAACCCUAAAUUGAGUAAACGCAGAGGGAGAGAAUUGAGAAACAAAGACCAAAACGCAGGAGAGGUUGCGGCGACGAAGACAGUGAGAAGUGAUAGUGAGUCGCCGAUUGUGAUGUCGGCGAGGAAGACGACGAUGGCUGCUGGAGUUGCUAUUAACAACAACACCGAGAUUGUUGGCGAAGAGGGCAGUGAAAUUACUGUGAAAUGCGUUUCUGGGAAGGAAUACCGAAGGAUGUGCAGAGAAGACAUCUUGGCUUCCAAGACAAACGUCAAAGCUAAUUGUUAUUGCAAUUUGUUGAGUGGGGUCGAGAAGCUACGACGAACAUUGUCAAAAUCGGAGUUGGAGGCUUUGGGCAAGACGCCCUUUGGUCAUUUGCUUGAUGUUGGCAAUCUUAAAUGGGUUAAUGGACAGCUCCUAAUACUUUUAGCGUUGAACUACGUUGAACCUAUAGAGCCAGAUAGUGAUGCAAUAUCUUUCCACAUCCGUGAUAGGGUGGUCAGUUUUAAGAAUACUGAUUUUGCUCUGAUUACGGGUUUCAAAUUUGGAUGUCCAGCUGAACAAGAGAGGGAGUACACUAGCACUUCAGACAUCAGUAGCAGAUAUUUUGGGGGUAGAAGUGUUGUGACACGUGAUGAAGUGCGGGUGGUCUUAGAGGGUCUAAAGGACAACAAGAGAAAAAGAGAGAUGGAUGGCGUGAAGAUAGGAGUCCUUUACCUUCUGGGCAGUCACAUAGUUGGAAACCAACUCUCCAUGAAACUGCCACCACUUUAUUUGCAUUUGAUAGAUGACUUGUCCCGUUUCAACGCGUGUCCUUGGGGCGAUGAGAUUUGGGAUCUUUUGGUUGAGGACAUGGCAAAGUGUUCAUCGACUUUGAGGACAAGUAAAAAGGACCGGUUCACAUUCCCGGGAUUUUUAAUGGCUUUGCAGAUUUGGGCAUUUGAGACAUUCCCAGGACUGGAGAAAAGGGAAGUGUGCGAGAUGAUAGAGAGUCGGAGAGGCCAAUGGCCGCGUGCUUUACGAUGGGCAGAACCAACACUGACAAAUCACAUAGUGUUGGAGGAAGUGAUCUUCAGUAAUGAUAAGUUUGAAUGGAUUGGCAUGAAGGCAACUGCCUUGGAGAUUGGGAAAGAGAAUGUUAAGUGUCUCUUUUUAAAUACCCCAAUGAUUGAAGGAGAUGGAAGCCUUAAGGUACUGCAAGUGUGUGAUCAAGGGGCCAAUGCCAGGAGUCUUGAAGGCCCGCCUAGUAAUGAGCAUUGUGGACAAGAAGAGGGGAGGAUCCUUGCGGAAGGAAAGAAUACAUUUCAUUGGGGAGUUGCUUGUGAUAAUGGAGGAGAAGCCCGGAGUACUAAGCAUGUUGGUAAGAAGCGUAAACCCAACGUAAGGACCCCGAGUCAAGGCAAAAAAGGGAAAAAGAGGACAUGUGGCAAGAAAGGUGAUGACAAGGCAAGGAAAGGGGAUAAUGAAGAGUUGUUGGAAAAAGUCACAAAACUGGAGGAGAUGGUUACUGGUCUAGUGGCAGCAAAUGUGUUGGAUCGCAAAUUGCUUGUGAGCUUGCGUGGGAAAGUGAAGGGAAUGCAAAGAGCACAUGAGAGGCAUGCAGUUCUGAUGGAGAGAUGCUUGAAGAAGUGUGGUUUAAUACGUAGGAGGAAGAAAGGAAUUAAAAAGAGCAGACAACAUGCUGAAGAUGGUCCUAGCUUUGACCUAGGCAUUGAGCAUGGAGGUAAUGAGGAUUCAGCAGCUGAUCAAGAAGAAGGUAGUGAGGACAAUGUAAAUUUAGGUGCAUCUAAUUAUGAGAUAGAAAACCCUACCCAACUUAAUGACUUGGAUGACACGAUUAAUUCUAUUAAUACACAAAUUCUUUUGGAACGUCGUGCUGUCAUGGUACGCAAUAUUGUGCGUGACAAUGUGGGGAGUGUUGGAGAUUAUAGCGCGGAAGAGCCUGUGGAGAAUCAUGUGGAGAAGAUUGCUAGUGAAGACAUGAGAUCUGGGGAUUCCAAUGUGCCUAUCGCUAUCCUAGCUGAAAAGGAGGGGAUUCAGAUUCUUGAUAAUGGCGGCAGUCUACAAGGUAAUGCCGUGGGGAUGAGUGUGGGAAGGAACGGAGUCACACCUACACAGCUGAUAUGUGAUGAGGAACUGUGCCUCGGUCCUUUCACCAAGGAGCCGAUGGAACUUCCUGAGGUAGGGGUGUUAGAGAGGGUUGACACCUUCAUGCAUAAGGGUCUGCUGAAAAAGCCAAAGAACCCUGGACGGAGAUACACUGCUACAGAUGAAAAGCUCAGUGCAGAUGCUAUAAUGGCGCUUGAUGAUGAGGAGGACACCUUGAGCAAAACAUGGUAUUACAACCUCUAUUUCCCUGAUGGGUGCCUAUCAAACCUGCAUAUGAGUGUGGCAUUUUAUUUUCUGCGGAAGAAAGCCACCGAUUUUGGUCUGGAGCAGAAGUUUGCAACUACAAGCCCAGCAUUUGUUGAGUUAUUGUGUGUGUUAUAUGAGCGUGUUUUGAAAAGAGAGAUUACAGAUUUUGAUGCAGCACAGAAUACAGACAUAUUGAACACCAUCAAAGGAAAUAAUAUGGAGUAUGGGCGUGCGUGGUCCGAGGCGGAUUUUGUGUACAUGCCACUGAACACAGGAUCCGAAUGGGUACUGCUUGUGGUUGACAUACGUGGAAAACUCAUCCGGGUUUACGACACGAAUGUUUACAGAGGGGGUUUCUUGAAGAAAUUGCACCCAUUUUUGCCGUCUUUGCAGAUCUUUCUGCCAGUUUUAAUGGGUAAGUUGGCGGUAUAUAAGGACAGUACGGAUAGCAAAGAAUCUCACACUGCGUUUCCAGUUGAACCUAUCUUGGAGUGUCCGCAAAAAAAGGACGGGUAAAACUUUUAUACCUUGAUAUUGUUUUUUUUGGGUGUUACUGUUGUCCGUUAAGUAGCAAAGUUUACUUAAAAACUAUUUGAAGGAUAGAUGAAUUUAUAAGUGCAUUUUACUUUUUUUAUAACAGACCAAGCUCCGGAAUUUUUGUGACGAAAAUGGCAGAGCUGCUGAUGAUGGGGAGAGGAGUGAUUGAAAUCGAGCCAGGACAGAUAAAUACAUAUCGGAAGAAAAUUACUGCGGACCU